This is a messenger RNA of Macrosiphum euphorbiae (potato aphid), 1023 nucleotides long. Lineage: Eukaryota; Metazoa; Arthropoda; Insecta; Hemiptera; Aphididae. The record is from the annotation of a GenBank genome assembly.
AUGCGGAACCGUCGAAGACCAAAAAUUCCAGAGACAAUUCAAGAAUUGGAGUUAUAUUUGCCAAUACCUAUUCAGUUUAUCCACAGGUUUAGCAAGGAACUCCAAGCUGUCAAGUCUGCAGGAUGUGAUGGCACCUUUAAAACAGUUCCAAGUACACCUAAACAAUUGAGAAGAGGUUCUUUAAUGACGUUCCAUGUUGUGUACAAAAAUGUUUCUUUCCCGAUGGUGUAUGAACUUUUGAACAGUGCCACAGAAGAGUCGUAUACAGCAUUUUUUCAAAUAGUCCGUCAUUUACUACCAUUAAAGUAUGGUAAUUUAACAAUUAUUACCGAUUUCGAGCGUGGAUUGAUGAAUGCAGUUACAACAGUGUUUCCUGAAAGUCGGUUACAAUGCUGCUGGUUCCAUUUUUUCCAAUCAAUUGUACGAUACUGCCGCCGAAAAAAUAGUUUGGUAUAUGACCUUAUCAAGACCAAUGUUAUAGAUGCUAAUGUGUUGCGCAUGAUAUUAGCACUGGCCCAUCUACCAGCUACCAGAGGUCAUGCAGAUUACCAACAAUUUUGUAUUGAAGAUGGCUUUAGAGAAAUUGUAGCCUAUAUCCAGCAGUAUCCAGACGUGUACAAUCGCAUGCAAACAUUUUUAUUUGAAUACAUCCAAAAUUUUUGGCUGAAUCAAGUUGGACCAGCUUUUAUUAGUGUCUUUGGUAGUGAAAUAAGGACUAAUAAUUACUUGGAGUCCUUUCAUAGUCAGUUGUUAAGGUUUUUUGGAAAUCACCCAAAUAUCUGGGACUUUUUACAGAAACUAAGAAUAUUAGAAAAUCAAUUCUUUGUAGAAUUUAUACAAGAAAGCAAAAACUUAACAAUCCGAGAUCAAACUUCUAGAAGUGAACGGGCUACCAAUACUCAUAUGUUGAAAAGAGCUAUUGAGCAGCUUAAUGAACAUGGCAACAUUAUUAGAUGUCUUACACAAAUGGGCCAUGCUAAUGAUGGGUAUCUGAGACGUCAGAUCGGGCGUCCAUCAGAUUAA